ACACGUGCGAAUAAAACCUUCGACACUGAAAAAACUAGUAUCUUAACCCUUAAACGUAUAAGAAGCUUUCAUAAGCAAAAGGAUACAAAGCUAUACCUUCUUGUAGGCCCAAGAAAGAAAGAACUUUAGAGUUCCUAUAUCGUGAAGGCACCGAUACAACAUAGCAAAAUAUGAAUCCAACAUUAAUUUGUCGCGUGUGCUAGGUUCGCCUUCUUCGUCUAGGAGAAAAGAAACUUGUUGUGAAUUUUAUAUCCCUUUUCGAACGCGCUUUUAUAAUGAACAAAAGAAUUCAUAUUCAUCAGCAGGACUCGAAUAUUAAUCCAUAAAGCUUUCAUGCGAAAAGAAAGAACAAGAAACCUUAACUCGUGGAGCUGCUUUCAUAUUUUUAGCAGCUGGUGUAGUUCAUUUAUGUUGAAAUGACAAACAGCAACAACAACAAUUGGCAGACGGAUAAAAAUGUUUCUGGAUCAAAGAAUAACCGAACGGUUGAUUUCGAUUGGAACAGAUCAAUAUCGGAGCCCGACUUAACAGAUGCAUCUUUGUCAAUUGAUCGGUUUUUCAUUCGCCAUAUUCACGAGCAUGUUUCAGUUGACGAUCUAAAAUAUUACAGACGUAAAAAGCCACCAGAUUCUCAUACUCGCAGUACAAUUUGUUUAUAUAACGAAGAUGAACCAGUGCUUCCAUUUAGCUGCUUCAAAUCAGAAUAUACGAAGAAAUUUUGUAUACCAAAACAAACACCAUCUAGCCGAUGUUUGUUAAGAAGAUCCACCUCAUUGCAUCUUGAAGGUUCAAUGAACACAAAGUCCGAACAACAAUCACAAUAUCUUCCAUAUUCUCAAGAAGAUAUCCAAAGCUGCCGAGUAUAUCCCAUUAAAAAUCCCGAAUCUCUACAUUUCAUUGGUGAGACUGAGAUGACUCUCGGAGAGUAUCGAUCAUCAUUUAUUUCGUAUCCUAUGGUUGAUCGAACAGCAUCUAUAUUACCCCGAGAAGCCUUUAAGGUUUCUGAAGAUGAUAAAACCACCAAAUCAGUAACUGCAUUAGACAAUCGUCCAAAGAGGGAAUUGAUGGCUUCUCGAACGAAAACCCAAUUGAGCAUGGAGGGGGGAUCAUCGUUCGCUCCAUCAGAAUAUCGACGUCAAUAUGUCGAAUUUCGAAUCGAGAAAGCUCACUCCAUACCCCAGUUGAGUCAUAUUAAGAUCCAUGGUGACUUCAAGGGUAUCCCAGAGUAUCAGGACAACUAUAGAAUGUACGACAGCUAUUCCAAAAGUGCUCCCAUAAAGAAAGCCGACAAUUUAACAAUAUCGGGAGAAGUGUCAUGCUCCAACGAAGUUCCAGAAUAUCGAGAAAAAUUCAAAAACCCACUCAAGAUUACUGUGGAGAAGCCUCUCAAGACUCAGGAUCACCUCCAUCCGAGAGGGGAAUUCACCAAAGACGUCCCCGAAUAUUUUGAAAGUUUUCGUGAUCCCCAAGUUAAGGACAAGCCCGAAAGAGGAAAAUGUCGUGAGCCCUAUCUGCGUCUCAAGGGAAAACUUGAAUUCAAUCCGGAAUAUCGUAGUACUUAUUUGGAUUUUCCAAGAUCUCGACCAGUUGUCAAGAAGGCUACUUCAUCCAUCCGCCUUCAAAAAAACACAUCACCACGAAGAAAAUUCAAAUCAAGCUCACCAAAUCGUUAUGUCGAGAUCGAUCCAACACUGCCAUUGACCCACCAGCCAGAGUACCGUCGAGCACAGUAUAACUAUCAAAUACGAGAAAGAACACCACCGAAAAGACUUGUCGACACUUUGACUCAACAAACGCCAGCGUCUAAGGCCAAGGGGAGGGAAAAUAUGAACUUAAAUAACAAGACACCUCAGAAACGUCGAACUUCUCGACAUGGUCAAACUACGGUGGCACCACCAAUCGGCGAACUUAAAGCGAAGCAGGAAAGUUUCGAAAACGUUGGUUCUUCCAAGAAACUAGCCAAGUUCGGCAGAAGAGCUUCCAUUACGCAUCCAAGCACGAAUGCCAGAGAUAAAGUAUCGAUAAUUGAAGGUAAUGCAAAGUAUUCAACCAAAAGAUCAAACAAUGAAGUCUUGGUUCCGAGUAGACGAGACAAAAAUAAGGAAUCUUUUGUCGUUUUGAAGGAACCAUGUCGGAAGAGUGCUUGGAUGAAGAAAUCAUGGUAUGAAUCGUAGUUCUAGAAAAGAAAAUCAAAAUUAAAAAUAAUUAUUUUAUGUAAAAUAAAUUGUGCUUAGGAGUUAAGUAAAUAUUUAAUUGGAA
Eupeodes corollae is the source of this 2259-nucleotide messenger RNA. RefSeq lists its product as uncharacterized. The transcript has 5 exons. The record is from RefSeq and is a predicted model, not a curated record. The coding region runs from base 417 to 2174 and encodes 585 amino acids. NCBI's taxonomy places the organism in Eukaryota, Metazoa, Arthropoda, Insecta, Diptera, Syrphidae.